UACAUAAUUCGGAACUUUAUUUUCAUUUUGUCAUAUUUUUAAAUUAGUAUUUUGAGGCAGUUCACAAUUCUGGUUUAGUCAACAAUUAUUUAUCCCGAAACAUAUUAAAAAGGUGUGAAAGAAUUUCACUCAACAGAUUGAUUUUUAAUCGGAGAGCUUAAAACGUAAAAGUUGCCUUUAAAAUUGCCGUGGAGUGUUGGUUGAUCCUAGUUGGUGUGUUGAUCCUUUUUGACAUUCAAGAGCUGCCUAUGUCCGAGGACCUCAUUUGUUCAGUUUUUCUCGCAAGAGGUGAUCAAAUAUGGUGCUGGUGGAUAAACUAAUGAACGCCAGCCGUGGAAAAACACAGACACAGUGGAGCCUCUCAGGAUGACCUGCCAAGGGAGAAGCGCCCCCUCAUCGAAGUCCCACUGUAGUGCACAUUUACUCGAAUGUCCCAUUGAUUUGACAGCCAAACAGCCAAAUAAACAGGCUGGCAAACAAGCGAGUGAGUCAACAAAGGCCCAGGACUCUGCAUUUUUUGCGAGUGCGCAUUUCCGCUAAGCAAAACAAAAAACGGAACGGAGGAAACUUUGGGAAAAUGGGUGAACAGCCGAACGGUGCGCUUAUCCGACAUCUGCGAUAUGCGAUUCAUCACCUUUGUGACGGGCCCAAUUCAAUCAGCGCUCAGCUGAAACUGAAACUGAAACCGAGAGCAAAAGGGCCAGGGAUUAGCUCCCCGUGUUUAUUAAAAGCAGCCGUGAAUGGAAUUGAGAUGACUAUCGAAGGGCUUAGUUACGCAGUAGCCUGAUAAUAUUGGCAGUGCCGAGUGUUGCAUCCGAGGCCGGAUGUCGUUUUCCAUCGCAAAUCAGCACACUGCACCUGAGAUCAGCGGAAAGCGAUAGAAGAGGUUUAUUUGCAGCUACGAUGUGCAAACAGGUAGCACACUCGGCACUUGAUAUACCCAGCUGAAAAAGGAGUCCAAGAUAAUGUUUCCCUAGUCAGGCUAGAACACCCAUGCAGCUAAUGCUAAUAUUAUACAUUUAUGUUAAGUUAUUUAUUUAUAUUUAACAUUUAUGUUGUAGGUAUGUACUUAUACUCCAGGCUGCUUUGCUAACUGGGCCCUCAGCUGUAGUCAAUUCAUCAAACUCUCUGCUACCACGGGGAACAGCAAAUUUUUAAGUUUGAAAUUAAGAAAUACAUUUUAUAAAGGUCUGACUUAUAAAGGUCGACUCUAUCAAAUAGGUGCCAUUUGGAAAAUAAAGG
Drosophila sechellia is the source of this 1242-nucleotide messenger RNA. RefSeq lists its product as uncharacterized. The record is from RefSeq and is a predicted model, not a curated record. The transcript has 2 exons. Lineage: Eukaryota; Metazoa; Arthropoda; Insecta; Diptera; Drosophilidae. Bases 578 to 787 code for a protein of 69 amino acids.